Molecule: messenger RNA, 2082 nt
Organism: Rubroshorea leprosula
Lineage: Eukaryota; Viridiplantae; Streptophyta; Magnoliopsida; Malvales; Dipterocarpaceae
Source: the annotation of a GenBank genome assembly
CACCUACCUAACUAACCUCUUCCGCCACCAUCCCGUCCGUCCUCGAGUCGCCGGCGGAGUCUCAAGUCUCAACCUCUCCUUCCGUAGUCCCGCCACCAACCCUUUCUUUUUUUUCAAAAAAAAAAAGGUCCUACUGCUACCCAGCAAAGCAGUUGCUCGUUUUCGUCGCCCGUGACGGACCUCCCUACAUCCAUCCUUCCAUUUCCUCAUAUAACCCACCAUAAACGCUAACUUUCCCUCACUUUCUCUCCUCCCAAACACCCCUUCCUCUUCUUCUCAACGCCCAAACCCAUGGCCUUAACUGACCAAACCAAACUCCUUCCCAAGCCAUUCCUCCCUCGCCCUUCUCUCUCUUCAUCAACUCCCGCUUUCCCUUUCCCGCCGCAACUUCCGUCUCGAAAACUCCGCCCUGCUUCCAUUCAAUGCUCUGUGGCUGCCGCUCCGUCUCCGGCUGUCGCCGCCUCCAAGGACUGCAAGGUUAAGUCUGUUAAGGCCAGGCAGAUUAUUGACAGCAGAGGCAAUCCGACAGUCGAGGUUGACUUGAUCACUGAUGAUCUGUACCGAUCGGCAGUUCCUAGCGGCGCCUCCACCGGGAUCUAUGAGGCGCUGGAGCUCAGAGAUGGAGACAAGAGUGUCUACGGCGGAAAAGGCGUGCUUUAUGCCGUUAAAAGCAUCAAUGAAAUUCUAGGUCCUAAGCUUGUCGGCAUUGAUGUCAGAAAUCAAGCUGAUGUUGAUGCUAUUAUGUUGGAAAUUGAUGGCACUCCAAACAAGUCCAAAUUGGGGGCUAAUGCUAUACUCGGAGUUUCUUUGAGCGUCUGUAGAGCAGGUGCAGGGGCCAAAGGGAUGCCCUUGUAUCGGCACAUCCAGGAAAUAUCAGGGACAAAAGAGCUUGUUAUGCCAGUUCCAGCUUUUAAUGUGAUAAAUGGAGGCAGCCAUGCUGGAAAUAAUUUGGCAAUGCAAGAGUUUAUGAUACUUCCAGUUGGUGCCGCCUCGUUUGCUGAGGCUCUCCGCAUGGGUAGUGAAGUUUACCAUAUACUAAAGGGUAUUAUCAAGGCUAAAUAUGGACAAGAUGCUUGCAAUGUUGGAGACGAAGGAGGUUUUGCUCCUAAUGUUCAGGAUAAUAGGGAGGGACUGGUUUUGUUAAUGGAUGCAAUUGAAAAGGCUGGUUACACAGGAAAAAUCAAAAUUGGGAUGGAUGUGGCUGCUUCUGAGUUCUUCACUAAGGAUGGGAAAUAUGACCUAAACUUUAAGAAGCAACCAAAUGACGGAACUCAUGUGCGCUCAGCUCAUAGCCUUGGGGAACUCUACAAGGAGUUCAUCAAAGAUUUCCCUAUUGCGUCUAUUGAAGAUCCAUUUGACCAAGAUGAUUGGAGCUCAUGGGCUUCACUACAGUCUUUAGUUGAUAUCCAACUUGUAGGGGAUGAUUUAUUAGUCACAAAUCCGAAGAGAAUAGCUGAGGGCGUUCAGAAAAAGGCUUGCAAUGCGUUACUUCUGAAGGUUAACCAGAUUGGGACAGUGACUGAAUCCAUUCAAGCAGCACUUGACUCAAAAGCUGCAGGUUGGGGAGUGAUGGUCAGCCACAGAAGUGGUGAAACAGAGGAUAACUUUAUUGCCGAUCUUUCUGUUGGGUUGGCUACCGGACAGAUCAAAACUGGAGCUCCUUGCCGAAGUGAGCGGUUGGCAAAAUAUAAUCAGCUUUUGCGCAUUGAAGAAGAGCUUGGAAAUGUUCGAUAUGCUGGUGAGGCAUUCAGAUCUCCUUAAAUAAGAGCGAGCGCAACUUCCUUCCUUUUACUGGAAUAAGAUCCCACGUGAGAUUCAGCAAUAGUGAACUAAGGAAAACCCAUACGAUUUUUAAAGCCACAUUUUGAGCUUAGAUAUCACAAAAAAAUAUUAUAAUCUUAUUGAUGUGAAUUAACCAAGUGCUUUCAGUUUCUGCUGAAGUUACCAUUGUAUCUUUAUUGUCAAGAUUGGGAUGAAAGGAUCUUGAUUGUGAUACUGUCAGUCUAGAUAAACUGAAAAACUACCAUCUGUAUCCUUGCUGUGUCUUUAAUGAGAAGACCUUCACACGUUCAUGGAAAUUUA